Messenger RNA from Lipotes vexillifer (Yangtze River dolphin), 378 nucleotides. It is a transcript of the gene LY6G6C, whose product is annotated as lymphocyte antigen 6 family member G6C. The transcript is spliced from 3 exons. Lineage: Eukaryota; Metazoa; Chordata; Mammalia; Artiodactyla; Lipotidae. The record is from RefSeq and is a predicted model, not a curated record. Gene Ontology annotation, cellular component: external side of plasma membrane; protein-containing complex. Bases 1 to 378 code for a protein of 125 amino acids.
AUGAAAGGCCUUCUGCUGAUCACCUUGUCUUCUCUGCUCUGCUGGGUCUCAGCUGACAUUCGCUGUCACUCCUGCUACAAGGUCCCUUUGCUGGGCUGUGUGGACCGGCAGUCCUGCCACCUGGAACCAGGACAGCAAUGCCUGACAACAAAUGUGUACCUCGGGAAGGUGUGGGUUUUCUCCAACCUACGCUGUGGCACACCAGAAGAGCCCUGUCGGGAGGCCUUCAACCAAACCAACCACAAGCUAGGCCUGACCUAUAACACCACCUGCUGCAACAAGGACAACUGCAAUAACCCAGCCCCUCGGCCCACCCCAGCCCUGGCCCUUGUCCUCCUUACCUCCUUGGCUGGCCUUGGCCUCUGGCUGUUGCACUGA